Lasiosphaeria miniovina is the source of this 4320-nucleotide messenger RNA. RefSeq names its product dynein associated protein-domain-containing protein. Gene Ontology annotation, biological process: nuclear migration involved in conjugation with cellular fusion; cytoplasmic microtubule organization; establishment of mitotic spindle orientation. NCBI's taxonomy places the organism in Eukaryota, Fungi, Ascomycota, Sordariomycetes, Sordariales, Lasiosphaeriaceae. Gene Ontology annotation, cellular component: cell tip; cytoplasm; spindle. The coding region runs from base 1 to 4320 and encodes 1439 amino acids. The transcript has 3 exons. Gene Ontology annotation, molecular function: microtubule plus-end binding. The record is from RefSeq and is a predicted model, not a curated record.
AUGGCCUUCUUUGAAAGGGGGAGAGUCAGCUUCCCGCCCCUGCAACCUGCAGCAGCUGCAGCUGUCCGUCGCGUCCCAAUCUGGCGCGGUCCAUAUCUCUCGUCCCCGAAACCAGGGCACCUCAGCCGGGCAGACUCCAGGGGAACCGCAACUGACAGCAGCUGCUUGACAAAUACCAUCGACAGCGACAUUGACACCGACAGCGACAUCGACAUCGAUAUCGACAUCGACAUCCACAUCGACAUCGACAUUGACGCAGGGCAUGACGGCUGGCUCGAGGCGCGCACCAUGGCGGAGCUCGCAGUAGGCCAGCGCAUCGUGCUGAACGACGGCCGCAAUGCCACUAUCCGCUUCGUCGGCAUCACCGCCUUCGCCGCCGGCGAAUGGGUCGGCGUCGAGCUCGACGACGGCUCCGGCAAGAACGAUGGCAGCGUCCAGGGCGACCGCUACUUCGACUGCCCCAUGGGCUACGGCAUGUUCCCCGCCGCCAAAAAGCCUGCCCGCCCCAGCAGUCUGUUCAACACCGCUCGCGGCCCCACCCCCCAGGACUCCGGCCUGACCAAGCGCAUGAGCCUCAAUGCCCCAAGCCCCAGUCCCGGCCCCAAAUCAGCCCGCCCCUCCAGCAUCUUGAGGUCCCCCACAAAGUCGCCCACCAAACAGCUCGCAACCGCCUCGUCCAGCGCCGCUCCCUCCCGGACCGGCACACCCUCCAAUGCCGCCAAGCCCCCUCUCGGCACCAAGCCCCGCCCGUCGGUUGGCCCCAGCCGGACCUCAAUGGGCCCGCCGCCCCCCGUGCUGGCUCCCAAAGCAGGUCGCCUAGUGUCGGGCUCGUCUACAACAAGGGCCGCUGCCGUUCCGUCGAGGACCGUCAGCGGUCGGCUGGCCACAGCACCGAGACCCGCCCCGAUGCGUGCAGGCCUUGGGAGGAACAUGUCGUCGGGCUCCCUGUCGGGGUUGGAAAGCGGCUCGACUGGCAAAGGCGGCGCCAUGGGCAGGACCAUUGGCUCGCCCCAGAAGAGUAGCGAUGACGACGAAAUCUUGUCGCCCCAGCCCACCAGCCCCGUCCAGAUGAAGACGAUGGCUCUCGAGAAGCUCGCGGGUGCCGCACCGCUCUCCAACCCCCGGCCGCUAGCCGCUACGGCCGCCCCGCGCCCCGCCCCUACUAGUACCGCCACGAACAAAGAGAUUGAGGACCUCAAGACCAAGCUACGUAUCCUCGAGAAAAAGAGGAUGGAGGACCGCGAGAAGCUCAACAGCCUGGAAAAGGUCAAGGGGGAGCGCGAUAAGUUCGAGCGCAUCAUCCACACUCUGCAGAUCAAAUUCCAGCCCCAGCAACAGGAAAUCGCCGACCUGAAGAAGCAGCUGAAGGAGGCCGAAACAAGCCUCUACAACAUCGAGGAGAUACAAGCCGAACAUGAGAGCGCCAUGGAGCUCGCCACCCUCGACCGCGAGAUGGCCGAGGAGACGGCCGAGGUGCUCAAGGUAGAGCUCGAUGCCCUCAAGCAAAAGUCGGAAGAGCUGGAGCUCGAGGUCGAGAUUCUUCGCGAGGAGAACGCCGAAUUCACCACGGGCAUGUCGCCCGACGAGAGAGCUAGCACCGGCUGGUUGCAGAUGGAGAGGAACAACGAGCGCCUGCGCGAUGCCCUGAUCCGUCUCCGUGACCUGGCUCAGGGCCAAGAGGAGGAGCUGAGGAGCCAGAUCAAGGGGCUAGAGGAAGAUGUCGGCGACUUCGAGACGCUCAAGGAACAGCACGCCGCCGCCUUGGAAAAGCUGGAGCGCGCCGAGGCUACCGUGGAGGAUUUCAGAGAGCAGCUGAACAACGCCUCCAGCGCUGAGGACAUGAUCGAGACGCUUGGCGACAGGGUCAUGAACCAGGACGAGGAGAUCAACGAGCUCAAGGCUGUCAUCGACGACCUCGAGAGUCUGAAGGAAAUCAGCGACGAGCUUGAGAUCAACCACAUCCAGAACGCAAAGGAGAUGCAGGAGGAGCUCGACCUGCGAGACGCCCUGCUCGCCGAGCAGCUCCGGCAGGCCACGCAGCAGAAGGAGAGCAUGGAAGACAUGGAGUACACCUUGCUGAGAUUCCGAGAGCUCGUGGUAAAUCUGCAGAGCGACCUGGAAGACAUGCGCGCCUCGCACGCCGUGACCGAGAACGAGUCGGAGCAGCUGAACAGCCGCUCCAGGGCCAUGAUGGACCUCAAUAUGAAGCUGCAGCUCUCGGCCGCCAAGGCCCAGGUCAAGACGAUAGACCUCGAGCUACGGCGCAUGGAGGCGCAGGAGGCGGACCAGCACCUCGAGAUUGUCAAGCUGUUCUUGCCCGAGACGUACCAGUCCGACCGCGACUCGGUCCUGGCCCUGCUGCGGUUCAAGAGGCUGGCCUUCAAGGCGAAUCUUGUCAACGGCUUCAUCAAGGAGCGCGUCAACGGGCAGCCUCAUCCUGGCCACGAAGAUGACGUGUUUGAGGGCUGCGGCGCCAUUGAUAAGCUCACGUGGGUUUCGGCCAUGUGCGACCGCUUUGUCAACGCGAUCAGCCACUGCUCGCUGGAGCAGUUCGCCAAGUACGAGGGCGCGCUGUACGAGCUGGAGCCUGUCGAGAGAGCCCUCAACGGCUGGAUCGAUGGCCUGAGGCGCGACGAGCUGAAGGAGAAGCAGUGCGCAACUGAGCUGCAGCGUACCAUCGCUCUCAUGACGCAUCUGGGCGAGGUUCACAUUGCCAACGAUCUCGAGAGCUUCGCCGACGACGCCCACAUGAGGGCUCUGCUGAUGCAGAGCAACCUAGACUCGGCCGCCGUCACGUUUGCAUCUCUCAGGGGCAUGGUCCAGAGGGCCAUCGAGUCGAACGAGGACGGCGACGAACUGGCCCAGUACUUCUCCAAGCGGUCCGAGGCGGUCGUCAGCCAGACGCGCAGCGCCAAGGUUAUCGCCGCAAAGACUGUCCGAUCGCUGGAGGACCUGAAGUCGAGAUCGCUGUCCCUCAUGCCCGAGACCCUGGGGGCUUUCGAGCAGUGCGAGACGGCUACGCAGGAGUUGGCGGACAUGGCCCGCAAGAUCGGGCUCGACCUGCACAAGCUGCUGCACGAAGAGGGCAGGACGGAGCCGUAUAGCUACGCCGAAGUGCAGGCGUGCGUCCAGCAGACGGCCCUAGCGGCCUUUAGCUCGAGCGAGGCAGACUUAUUCUCGGCGUACCUCACAAAACUCCGCGUCGUGACGUCCCAGAUAACCGACCUCGCUGCCCUCAGCGCGGAUCUCGCGCAGACGCAAGAGUUUGACAGCAGCCAGCCGCCCUGGCUCCUCCGCAGCCGCGAGCUGAGGGCGCUCCGCACCGUUCCCGUCGACGCCGAGGAGGAAGUCCGCCGGCUCAAGGACGACAUCAACGACCUGCGGCGCCACAUUGCCAUCCGCGAGGAGAGCCUCAGCACCGCUCAAGUUAAGAUCGAGACGCUCGAGUCUCGCAUGCGCGACGCGAACGCCAAGGCCUCGCGCAUCGUCGACCUCGAGGCCCAGAUUGCCGCCGCCAAGGAGCACGCGGCCGGCCUCGUCGACAGCAUGCAGAAGCAAGACCGCGAGCUCCGGGCGCUCGAGGCGGACCGCGACAAGUGGAAGAAGAUUGCAAGCGACAGCCGCCUCAUGGCAGGGGUGGGUGGUGGCGGUGUUCCCGGCGGCGACCCCAGCCUCAGGGCCCGCCAAGAGCGAGCCGUCGCCACCGCUCGCGAGAUGGACGCUCACAAGCUGGAGAUUGUCGCCCUCCAGUCGGCCCUGCGCUACCUGCGCGAGGAUAACCGCCGCGCCCGCUUGACGGAGCAGCCCAACUACGACUGGCUCGCCGAACCCCUGACCGCCACCCACGCGCCCGCCCUCGGGGCCGGUGCCGGCGCAGAGCACCAGCGCAAGACGGCCGCCGUCGCCGCCGAGGGCAAGGCCGUCCUCGGCGAGCUCGUCAAGCUCGCCACCUCGGCCACGCUGUACAGUCUCGACACGCUGCCCCAAGACAAGCUCGCGUGGCGCCCCGCCAAGACAACCCCCCAGUACCACGCCGCCAAGCAGCUCGAGGACUUUGCCGCGUGGAAGAGCUGGCACGACGCCGUGCUCAAGAAGUCGCACGCUCUGAUGGGCCGUCCCGGCGCCGGCAGCGGCGCGUCGGCGUCGGCGCGCAGCGAUGCCGCCGCGGGUAAGAAGGCCAGGGCGGCAGCCGCCGCCGCGAGGCUGCACAUCACGCUCCCCGGCAGCCAGGAGAGGAAGCUCCAUGCUCGAGCGGGCGAGGUGCAGAUUGUCGGCUCGAGGGAGUGGGAGGGCUUGCAGGGGCGCUUGGCGGUUGUGUGA